AUGCCCCGAAUACGAGCCCCGUAUUCUGAGCCCACACCCACCGAAUGUGUAUGCGAGGAAGUCUUCUGCAUCCUGUCAUUCCCUGAAGGUUGCUACUGCCAAAACGACGCGAAGAAGGCGUGUUUCGAGAAGUGCGGCGGGGAGGAGCCGACAUACCAGGACUGCAGUAUUCCAAUUGACUCCGUCAAAGCUCGCGCCCCGGAGCCGGAGCCUGUUGCAGAGCCUGUACCUGCGCCUGUACCAGCACCCCAAGAUGAAACCUGUGUCUGCGAAGAAGUCUUUUGCAUCUUGUCCUGGCCUGCGGGCUGCUACUGCCGCAACGACGCGAAGAAAGCGUGUUUCGAGAAGUGCGGUGGUGAAGAGCCAACCUACGACGACUGCACUGUCGACAUCAUAAGCCCCCAGCCCGCACCAACACCAACGCCGGUGCCAUUGCCAGAACCUAUUUGCGUAUGCGAGGACGUGGUUUGCAUCCAAUCUAUACCCGAAAGCUGUCUUUGCCGUAAUGCCGCGGACAAGGCCUGCUUCGAGAAGUGUGGUGGCGAGGAGCCAAUCUACCAGGACUGUGGCGUCGAUCUCACACCUCGUGCCGCAGAGCCCGUACCGGAACCAGUACCGGAGCCACAAGAUCAAGUCUGUAUUUGGUGCCCGGAAGCGGAUUGCACUCUAGCUUUCCCUGAGGGCUGCUACUGUCGCAACGACAACGCGAGAAAAUGCUUCGAGGAAUGCGGUGGCCCAGAGCCGAUUUACGAGGACUGCAGUAUCGAUAUCGCACCUCGUGCUCCAGAGCCCGUGCCGGAACCCGUACCUGAGCCGCAAGAAGAGACAUACGAAUGCGAGCCCGUCUUCUGCCUUGGGCCCGGGUCUUGUAGGUGCGCCUACGACGCAGCGGUAGCGUGUGCCCAGAAAUGUGGUGGUCCCGCGCCGCCUGACUUCUGCCCUCCUCGCCCCGUCGAAGCUCGCGAAGCGAAGCCAGAGCCCGUGCCAGAAGCAAAGCCAGAGCCUGAGGCCGAGGUUUGCACUUGUGAGCCCGUCUUCUGCAUUCAAUCCUGGCCCGAAUCUUGUUGGUGCGCCUACGAUGCCGCGGCAGCAUGUGCCGAGAAAUGUGGUAACCCCGUGCCUGUCGACACAUGCCCACCUCGUCCCAUCGAAGCUCGCAACGCAGAACCAGAGCCGGCCCCGGAACCCGUAGCUGAGCCAAAAGAAGAGACAUGCGAAUGCGAGCCCGUAGUUUGCAUCGCACAAUGGCCCCAGUCUUGCUGGUGCUUCUACAACGCGGAAGUGAGGUGCGCCGCAAAGUGUGGCAAGCCCGCACCACCUCCCUCGACCUGCCCUCCAAUCCCCGUCGAGGCUCGUGUAGCAGAGCCAGAGCCUGCUCCUGCGCCCAUUCCUCCUCCCCCUCCUCCUCCUCCAGUGUGCGAAUGCCCUCUGGUCAACUGCAUCUCGACACAGCCUGAGCUAUGUGAAUGCCUGAAUGCUUCUGCACAGAGAUGCUAUGAGCUUUGUGGUGGAGAGAAGCCCGUACCCCAAGUAAGCCAACUUGCUACUAAAAAGUCUGAAUCAAUCUAA
Molecule: messenger RNA, 1569 nt
Organism: Alternaria viburni
Lineage: Eukaryota; Fungi; Ascomycota; Dothideomycetes; Pleosporales; Pleosporaceae
Exons: 2
Coding region: 1-1569 (522 amino acids)
Source: RefSeq, a predicted model, not a curated record